Messenger RNA from Punica granatum (pomegranate), 1909 nucleotides. The record is from RefSeq and is a predicted model, not a curated record. Lineage: Eukaryota; Viridiplantae; Streptophyta; Magnoliopsida; Myrtales; Lythraceae.
ACAGGGGUGAUGUCCUUUUCUGCUUCCUAUCCUUCCUUACGCCUCCGCCUCAUAUGAGAUUAGAUCCCCUCUCUCUCCCCUUCUGUGUCUGCCUCCGAAAGUGAAGAUAAAUCCUCUCGAUCAGCUCGCCAUCUCUCGCCCUCCAUCCUCCCUCCCCAUCUUCCGGAUGAUCUGAAGGCUUCUUGCAGGUAACUCGUAAGGAUGCAGUCACUUUUCGUGAAGGUUACUUUUGUGGCCUUUAUCUCCCUAAGCUCUGCAGCCAUUGGAUAUGGAGGGGUCACAAGUAAAUUUGUUAGAUCAGAGUGGCCGUCCGUGGACAUUCCGCUGAACAAUGAAGCAUUUGCGAUUCCAAAGGGUCAUAAUGCGCCGCAACAAGUGCACAUCACACAAGGUGACUAUGAUGGAAAGGCCGUCAUUAUAUCGUGGGUGACUCCUGAUGAACCGGGAUCCAAUAAAGUUCACUACGGCACAUCGGAGAAAAAUUAUGUUCACUCUGCUGAAGGGACAGUGACUAAUUACACUUUUCAUGAGUAUAAGUCUGGCUACAUCCAUCACUGCCUAGUCGAUGGUCUUGAGUAUGAUACAAAGUACUAUUACAAGAUUGGAAGUGGAGAAUCUUCGCGAGAAUUCUGGUUUCAGACACCUCCAAGAAUUGGUCCAGAUGUUCCAUACAAGUUUGGAAUGAUUGGUGAUCUGGGUCAGACUUACAAUUCUCUCUCCACCCUUGAGCAUUAUAUGCAUAGUGGAGCACAGACAGUCUUGUUUGUUGGCGACCUUUCUUAUGCUGAUCGUUACCAGUAUAAUGACGUUGGUUUACGAUGGGAUACGUGGGGCCGCUUUGUUGAGCGAAGUACAGCUUAUCAACCUUGGAUAUGGUCUGCUGGAAACCAUGAGAUUGAGUACAUGCCAUACAUGGGGGAAGUUACACCUUUUAAGUCAUAUCUUUACCGGUACGCAACGCCAUAUCUGGCCUCUAAGAGUAGCAGUCCUAUGUGGUAUGCUGUCAGACGCGCGUCUGCCCAUAUAAUCGUUCUCUCAAGCUAUUCUCCUUUUGUGAAAUACACGCCACAGUGGUUCUGGCUGAAAGAAGAAUUGAAGAAGGUGGACCGGGAGAAGACUCCUUGGCUCAUUGUUCUCAUGCAUGUUCCAAUAUACAACAGUAAUGAGGCACACUUCAUGGAGGGAGAAAGCAUGAGAGCAGUGUUUGAGAAGUGGUUUGUCCGUAAGAAAGUGGAUGUUGUCUUUGCUGGCCACGUCCAUGCUUAUGAAAGAUCGUAUCGUAUCUCAAACAUAAAUUAUAACGUGUCAAGUGGGGAUCGUUAUCCUAUGCCGGACAAAUCGGCUCCUGUCUACAUUACUGUUGGAGAUGGUGGUAAUCAAGAAGGUCUCGCUGGAAGAUUCAGAGAUCCACAGCCUGAAUAUUCCGCAUUCCGAGAAGCCAGUUAUGGCCACUCCACUCUCGAAAUUAAGAACCGGACCCACGCUUUCUAUCACUGGAACCGCAACGAUGAUGGAAAGAAGGUGCCGACUGACUCCUUUGUAAUACACAAUCGGCACUGGGCGAGCAAUCUCAGGAGAAGAAAGCUGAAGAAGCACUAUCUGAGAAUCGUUGGAGGUCGAACUGCGACCAUCUGAUGCAAGAACCAAGUAUUUGGUGCUGUUUGAACAGGAUCUCCGGGACAGGAAUAGAACGGGAGUCGAAAAUGUAACUUGUGUCGUCUUCUCCUAUAGUGCAUGUGCAAGUAGGCUGAGGAAUGUUGUUAUCGGUGCCAUUUCUGAAGCUUGUAUAUUUGUUUAGACAGGGAUAUUUGUUGAAGAACCAUAGUCUCUGCAACUGCAAUAAUGUGCACUAAUUUGCAUUGCUUCAGGAAAUGAUAUUAUCUCGAAGACGUGCAUUAUCCAACCGAAA